AUGGAAAACAAAGAUCGACGAACUGUUGUGAAAACUGCUGGAACUGGUUACCGAGGGGUAAUAACGAGGAAAUUGAAGAUAAUCUUGAAGUACAUCGCCAGUGAUUUUGAUCUCCCUCGUCCUUUUCUUUCAAAGGAGAAGGGUUAUAUAUAUUGUAUACACCAACGUCUAGUUAAAUUGAUGGGACUUCCAGACGAGUAA
This is a messenger RNA of Sphenostylis stenocarpa, 201 nucleotides long. The record is from the annotation of a GenBank genome assembly. Lineage: Eukaryota; Viridiplantae; Streptophyta; Magnoliopsida; Fabales; Fabaceae.